Meloidogyne enterolobii is the source of this 621-nucleotide messenger RNA. The record is from the annotation of a GenBank genome assembly. NCBI's taxonomy places the organism in Eukaryota, Metazoa, Nematoda, Chromadorea, Rhabditida, Meloidogynidae.
UUAAAGCAAUCUAAAUUGACUGAACCUUCUCCUAAAAAAGUUAACAGAAAACUUAUUUUUGAUGGAAAAGAUGAUACAGUAGAGUCAGGCAAUGGUAAAAAAGUGAUUGAAAUAAAAGAAAAAAUUAAAAAACAAAAUGAGGCCUAUAAAAUAGUCGGGCAACUUUUGCUUUUAGAAAUGAACUGUUUAGAAUUUAAAUUGAAAGGGGAAAUGACAGGAGAAAUUGAAGAAGAAAGUGAAGAGGCUUUGUUGAAAAUUUAUUCUAUAAAACGUAAAAUUGAGCAUGAUAUUGAAUAUGGAUCAUUUGCUUUUGAACUUAAUAAGCUAUACAUUUGUAAUUAUUUUUAGUUUAAAUUACAAGAUUUUUAUGAAGCUAAAUAGUCGGAAUUAUUGUGUGAACAUUUACUUUUAUGGUCUAAAUUAGGGUCCUUAAGGGGUCUUUAAGUUUGGGAUCGGUGUUUGUAGUGUUACGAAUGGUGGAGUCGGGUCGGGCUUGGCAAAUCAUCCGGCAUAAGGGUACCGUACUACCUAGCGUGAUUGUUAUUUCUAUUAUUAUAUUUGUUAUUCCGGGUCAGUCAAAUUUUGAAAUUCAUUUGUAUUUAUCGGUACGGUAUUACGUUA